Messenger RNA from Ochlerotatus camptorhynchus, 1342 nucleotides. RefSeq lists its product as uncharacterized. The record is from RefSeq and is a predicted model, not a curated record. The transcript is spliced from 2 exons. Lineage: Eukaryota; Metazoa; Arthropoda; Insecta; Diptera; Culicidae. The coding region runs from base 1 to 1044 and encodes 347 amino acids.
AUGUCUUCGCCUACGGAAGGUUUGGAUCAGCAGUUUGAAAGUAUUAUUCAAUCGAUUGACACACUGGAACUAUCGGAUUUGGGAAUCUACAAGGCUUUUGCUCCUCUCAGAUGGCAUUUGUUUCGUUGCAAAUUGAUCAAAAGAGCAAAGCUAGCUGCAGUGAUAGCAAUUGUUGUGCUGGCUGUAUACUACGUUCCUGUGCUGAAUUGGAAUGCUGCUGCCGUUGGACGACUUACCAUGAUUCAAAUAUUGCCAUAUUGGGAUUGGAUUCCUCUUUACAAACAGCGAUGUUUGAUUAGAGAUUUUCCCGAAUUCAUAGAAAAGCAAAGUUUAUCACGUACAAACAUUCUACUCUCAUUUGAUGACUGUGCAGUGUGUGAAAGUGUUGAAUCUGUGCCCAAACUUGAAGCAAUUUCUUUUGACUAUUUGAAUGAACAUCAUUUAAUGAGAAACUUACCAGUAGUUAUUGCCGACUCUCAUGCUCUAUGGAAGGACAGAUCCUGGGAAAACGAGACCAUUUUCGUGGAAGCAUUAGAACCAUUAGUGUUGGCCAGACCAUGCAACGUGCAAACAAAUUUGAUAUUUGGUUCCCUAUCAUCCGGUAAAGCGGAAAACACUUUGGUCAAUCUUUUUGAAAUACUCAUUAAUGUUCACCGUAACGAUUCGUGGUUCCUGCAUUUUCGUAAUUGUGAGCUGAAAACGGUCAAACGAACACGCUUGUUGAUUGACAAACCCUAUUUUUAUCCGCCACAUCUGGAGAUGCCAUAUACUACGUGGAUAUUGAUGUCAAACAAUUAUCGAACGAAAUCACCUAAACAUUUGAAAAUGCAAGGAUUAAUUGUCAUCAUGCAGCUGAAGGAAGUGCUUCGGGUUGUUUUGAGAGCUAAAGCAGACUGUGAUCGAGUUUGCAGCGAGUUAUUGGUGGACUUAAAUGAAGGAGAGUCGUUGCUGUACUCAACAAACCUUUGGACGAUGGAAUAUGUACUAUCCGAAGCUCUAAAUGGAACUACGAUUACUUUUGUAACAGAGACGUAUCAGAAUUAGUGUCCGCAGUUUGAUACAUUUCAGUGAAAUCGAAAUUGUAUUUCUUCUUAAACGUCAUGUUUUAAGUUGAUAUAAUGAUUAUUUAGACAAAGCACUACAGGAUGGAUUUAUUUUUUUUUCUCCUUGAUUUGUUUUCCGUCGAUCUUGUUUUCCGUGCUGAGCACCAAGGCUACAGACGCCAGGAAGACAGAUUCCACAUCUGGACCCUACCUAUCGACCCAUCAACUCAUGAACCGGGGAUUAACGGCUUUACUUCCCGUGAUCAGAGAUGUUAUGCCUCAGAACAUCCCGGCGGCGC